Molecule: messenger RNA, 1440 nt
Organism: Colletotrichum aenigma
Lineage: Eukaryota; Fungi; Ascomycota; Sordariomycetes; Glomerellales; Glomerellaceae
Gene: CPB1
Product: Carboxypeptidase B
Exons: 2
Coding region: 1-1440 (479 amino acids)
Biological process (GO): proteolysis
Molecular function (GO): zinc ion binding; metallocarboxypeptidase activity
Source: RefSeq, a predicted model, not a curated record
AUGAAGUACUCUCUCAUCGCGUCUCUAAUCCUCCAGAGCACUGUCGUGCUCGGAGAGCUCCUGCCCGUCUACCUGCAGGGACCGACGCCUGAUUCCUUCAGGGACAUCGUCCGCAACGACACCUACGACUUUGGUUGCAGAGCUGUCGCCAAGCCCAGCGAAGAUGGCAGCCACUACAAGCUCCAUGCUUGGCUGACCGAGGAGCAGAUCGAGCAUCUGUCCAAGGAGUACGAGAUGGUGCCAGAGGUCUCCCUCCACAGGAGAUCACUCGACAAGAGGGCCAAUGCUCCCAUCGGAACCGGCGAUCGCUUCAGUGCGGGAACCGUCUCCCCUGUCGGUCUUGGCACGCGGGCUUCCGGCACGACCAUCUCCAGCAUCAUGAACGUCGCCGAGAUCAAGUCGGCCUGCGACGCUCUCGUCAAGAACUACGGCAUCGGCUCCGUCACCCUGCCCUACAAGACGUUCAACGGCGCCACCCAAUACGCCUACUUCGUUGGGGCCGGCACCGACAAGUCCCAGUACCACCUGUACUUCAGCGCCGCGGUGCACGCUCGUGAGCGUGGCGGUCCCGACAACAUCAUCUACUGGGUCUCCGACUUGCUCGCUGCCAACAAGGCCGGAACCGGCCUCACCUACGGCAAGAAGACCUACACCAACGCGCAGGUCAAGAGCGUCCUUGCCGCCGGUAUCGUCUUCUUCCCUCUGGUCAACGCGGACGGCGUCGCCUACGACCAGUCCUCCGGCUCCCUCUGGCGCAAGAACCGCAACACCAAGUCCGGCUCCAGCGGCAGCUCCAUCGGUGUCGAUAUCAACCGCAACUUCGACUUCCUGUGGAACUUCAAGAAGUACUUCGACUCUUCCGAGGCGCCCGCUUCCACCUCGCCCAGCUCGGAGGUCUUCUAUGGCACUGCUGCCGAGUCCGAGCCCGAGACCAAGAACCUUGUCUCCGUGUACGAUUCUUUCCCCAAGAUCAGAUGGUUCAUGGACAUCCACUCUGCCGUCGGUGACCUUCUCUACAGCUGGGGUGACGAUGACGACCAAACGACCACUUCCACCAUGAACUUCCUCAACUCUGCCUACGACGGCAAGCGCGGCCCCGUUGGUGACUCGGCGUACAAGGAGUACAUUCCGGCUACGGAUCUCAGCAACAUUAGAACUGUUGGCACUGCCAUGGUCAACGCCAUGAAGGCGGUCGGUGGUCGCGCCUACACGUCCAUCCAGGCCGUCGGCCUGUACCCUACGUCGGGCGCCAGUGACGAUUAUUCCUUCUCUCGCUUCUGGGCCAAGCCCGGCGUCAACAAGGUCUACGGAUACACCUUGGAGUUUGGCCCCUCUGGUAACUUCUACCCGACCACGGCUGAGUUCAACACGAACAUCCUGGACACGAACGCGGGCUUCAUGGACUGGGCGUUGGCGGCGAUUAGCGUCGGUCUGGAGUGA